This is a messenger RNA of Aspergillus wentii DTO 134E9, 466 nucleotides long. RefSeq lists its product as uncharacterized. The record is from RefSeq and is a predicted model, not a curated record. The coding region runs from base 111 to 377 and encodes 88 amino acids. Lineage: Eukaryota; Fungi; Ascomycota; Eurotiomycetes; Eurotiales; Aspergillaceae. The transcript has a single exon.
AAUCAAUCCCAUAAUUUUUUUCGCUAAAGCGUUACCCAAGUCAUUCAACCAGUUUGACAGUGUACGCAUACAUAGUCUUAGGUUGGGCUCAUCGUUGUCCUCCCUCCUGAAUGUUUUCAGCUAUUUGUGUCUACCCAUUGGAUACCCAGCAUAGCCCGUUUGUCUUGUUCACCCUGUCGUUUGAUAUAUUUCAUUUCCUGGUCCGGAUAGGCGUUUCUUUUCAUUCAACUAACCAACCAUCAAUCGUGUAUUUUCCUUUCGUCAAUUGGGAGGUGUUCUGGAGGGAGGAAAUGCUGCUGCUUUUUCUGAUGCUUUUUUUUUUAUCUGGUUAUAUACGCACCAUCGCGGAGACCAUACGUACACGAAAAAGGAUGUGAACAUUUUUGUGUCAUUUUAUAUUCUGCUUUAUCUUCAUGUCUAUAGUAUCUAGCUUAAAUAAACCUUUGUUAUUUGGAAAUUCACUUUC